Messenger RNA from Gilbertella persicaria, 664 nucleotides. RefSeq lists its product as uncharacterized. NCBI's taxonomy places the organism in Eukaryota, Fungi, Mucoromycota, Mucoromycetes, Mucorales, Choanephoraceae. The record is from RefSeq and is a predicted model, not a curated record. The coding region runs from base 316 to 612 and encodes 98 amino acids. The transcript has 3 exons.
GUUUAAAGUACUUUCUUGUAGCCCAGUCUUGACUACUUGUUCAAGAAGUCUAUCUACUGCCACACAUACUAAGAAAAACACAAUCUUAAAGACCUUUUUACUAGGCACAACAUGUUUAGCAGGCUCCUAUUUUGGUUGGCAGAAAUACAAUGAGAUAGAAAACAAAGCAAACUGACCAAGAUCGCUAUGUGCACUUGAUUUAUCAAAAAGAACAGAUAUCACCCGAUUCUUACCUUUUGAGACUGUCUAUAAACCACAAGACAAAACAUACCCUGUUCCUUCGUGUGUUUAUAUUAAAGACGAUGCAUUCAAGUCAUGAGACCUUACACACCUAUUAUCAGACCAUAUCGUGAUGGCUAUAUGGACCUGGUUGUCAAAAAAUACCAAGAUGGUUCAGUCUCUCGUACGAUACCAGUUUUUGCCUUACAACAUCAAUAUACACAGAGGGCCUAUGAACAUCCGCCUGCCAAUAGCAGUUAUGAAAAGGGUUAUGUGACAAAGCAAAUGAUACAAGAAAUGAUGCUUGAUCAAGGAAAGCGCAAUAUUUGUUUGUGGACCAACAGAAUGUUGGCUUUUGUUUGUGGCCAAGUGAUGGAUUGUUAUCUGAAUUAGACUUCAUUCUGAUGAAACAUGAAAUUCCAAUAACAAUAAAAAAAAAAAAAAA